Molecule: messenger RNA, 972 nt
Organism: Oncorhynchus tshawytscha (Chinook salmon)
Lineage: Eukaryota; Metazoa; Chordata; Actinopteri; Salmoniformes; Salmonidae
Exons: 2
Coding region: 91-819 (242 amino acids)
Source: RefSeq, a predicted model, not a curated record
GAAAGGCAGAGGAGAGCAAACAUUAGAUCAUAUAAAGACUGGAACUAUCCUUAGCAUUACUGAAACAUCAACAGGCAGAGUGAGACAGAUAUGAUGCUGGCUGUGUGUGUCACUGUUGUCCUGGGCCUUCUCUCAGUGAGUGGCUCCCAGGCGGCCCCUUUAACCUGUGAGGAUCUCCUGAGACCACUGGAGCUGAGCAGUGUCACUCAGACUCUGGGGAAGUGGAUGUAUAUUGCUGAGAGUUCAGACCGUCCUUUCUGGGAACAAAUACUGUAUACCUUAUUACACAGUGCCUGGAUAGAGGUCUCUGUGCCGGUCGGUACCCAGAACAACAUUCUCGACAUCGCCCAGUUCUAUGGCAUCGGUAUUCCACAUCAAAAUACUUUUGGAUUCGGAUGCUCCAGGAUCAACUCUAACUUUACUCUGCAUGACAAUAACACAUGGACCUCAGUGAGUCCCAUCCCUGUUACUGAGGUUCUCCUGACAACGUGCUCAGACUGCCUCCUGACCCUGGAGAAAUGGGAUGAGGAUGGGAAGACCUACACCUCUCUAACGCUCUACAGUAGGAGACGGGAGCUCACUGCUACUGAACUGGACUUCUAUAAGAAACAGGUGGAUUGUCUCAGUCUGCCACCAGCGACGUUCAUCGAUCCAAAGAAAGAUCUCUGUCUCGACACAACUCCACUCUUAGAAGAUCAAAUUGCGAAGGAAGUUGAGAAUGCAGUUGAACUUAUUUCAGAGAUUCCAAGAAUGCUCAGAAAUGCAUUUGAAGAAUUAAAGAAUUCUGUUUAUCAGGCAUUUUCUGACAUUUUCGGGUAAUGAGUAGUCCUCCACCAUGUGGGCAACAGUAACCCAGGGUUACAGUACUUUACAGCAAGCCUGUAAACAGUCCCUGAUGCCUUGAUGUGGGUCUAAACUCCACUCUGCUCAUGUUGCUCUACAUUCAACACAAUAAAUCCAGAUUAAGACAAA